Molecule: messenger RNA, 855 nt
Organism: Balearica regulorum gibbericeps (East African grey crowned-crane)
Lineage: Eukaryota; Metazoa; Chordata; Aves; Gruiformes; Gruidae
Source: RefSeq, a predicted model, not a curated record
AUGGCUGCUAAGAAGCUAAGAAGAGCAAGGUUGUCUCAGGAGCUGUGUGAAAGGCUGAGUCGCCAUCAGAUCAUUACCUGUCAGGACUUUUUAUGUCUUUCCCUCUUGGAGCUAAUGAAAGUGACAGGACAGAGCUACUAUGAUGUGCAGAAGCUUCUUUGUAAAGUCAGCCGAGCUUGUGCUCCCAAAAUGCAGACAGCUUAUGAAAUGAAACUGAGGAAGUCUGUCAAUCCAUCUUCAGCCUUUUUAUCUACCACGCUGCAUAGUUUGGAUAAAGUCUUGCAUGGUGGAGUGCCUUGUGGAUCACUCACGGAGAUAACUAGCCCACCAGGUUGUGGCAAAACUCAAUUUUGUAUUAUGGUGAGUGUUCUGGCUACACUGCCUGUAAGCAUGGGAGGACUAGAUGGGGCUGUUAUAUACAUUGACACAGAGUCUGCAUUCAGUGCUGAAAGGUUGAUUGAGAUAGCAGGAAACAGAUUCCCUACUUAUUUUGACUCAGAUGAAAAGUUGUUCUGCAUGACCCGUAGCAUUCACCUGUAUCGAGAACUGACAUGUGACAGUGUACUGAAGAGGAUUAUGUCUUUGGAAGAAGAAAUUAUUUCAAAGAAAGUUAAACUCAUAAUAAUUGACUCUGUUGCUUCAGUUGUCAGAAAGGAGUUUGACACACAGCUCCAAGGCAACCUGGCAGAGAGAAGUAACUUUUUGGCUAGAGGAGCAUCAGUGUUGAAGUAUUUGGCAGAGGAGUUCUCAAUACCACCAACCUCAACAGUAGAUCCAAUGUUUAAGUUUGAUGUAGCAAAUGGUGAGCUGUACUCUGUCAAGAUUCCGGUUUACAUAGUUGCACUAAUCGAACUG